Messenger RNA from Porites lobata, 11774 nucleotides. The record is from the annotation of a GenBank genome assembly. NCBI's taxonomy places the organism in Eukaryota, Metazoa, Cnidaria, Anthozoa, Scleractinia, Poritidae.
AUGAGGGACGCGUCUUGUUCUUUUUACCCUAAAAUAGCUGGAGCCUGUAAAGACAUCAUAAGUAAUCGAUAUGUUUAUGGGGAUCCUGGUUUCUUGAGAGGAAGCGAGAGUCUCAAUGCAAGGUUCGAUGGUUUCUUAAAAUUAACAUCUGAAGAAUGCAAACGUUUCAUCAAGGAAGCGGCCUGUCGCUAUUUGUUUCCAUUGUGUGAUACCUCUCUAAACAUGCCUCGUGCUCAGGGGGUUUGUCGUAAGACUUGUCAGUUUGUGAUCUAUGAAAAGUGCGCAGAAGAGUUAGUUGGUCUGAGAGCUAUUGCGGAAGCGGGAACAGAACCUGAUUUUGACGUAAAUCUAAUCAACUGCACUACAUACCCCACUGCCAAUGGAGGAGAGGCACCAGAAUGCUACCAAUCCCAUGCAUUACCAGGUGAUUACUUGUAACAUUUCCUGUGGCUUCAGCUCCCAGUUGUUCAAAAAGUUGAUAACGCUAUUAAUAGUACAAUUGUUUUCUUUAAAACUUAUGGAUCAUUACACGUUUCUGGGAAACUGCCCGCCUACCCCUCCCCUAAGCUAACGUUAACACUUAUAUGGCGACAAAAUGAUGAAACUGUUUAAGCUGCGGUUGCAUUUAUUAAAAAAAAAAUGAAAUGGUUCAGAAAGAAGAAGGAAAUCAGGCGUGUCGUAUUUACAUAUAUCUGCUUUGAACUUCUGUUUGUAAACCACGCAAACUUACUUAGUGUAUUGAGGUUGUUGACACGAGAAGGAUAAAACUGUGAAAGGUUUUUUAAUUUGAACCCAGGAGUCAUUUCAAAAGUAGGUUUAGUUUGAUCGUCCGGGUGAACGUAGUCCUGAAUAGGACUGUUGUUGUUGACAAUGACUGACGGUUCGACAAUCUGUGCGGUAGUCAUCCUCGGAGUCAAAGUGAGUUGUAUCACGUCAGUUGAUGGUAUUAUACUCUGGUUAUUGAUCUGAUUGGUCAACUGACGUGAUACAACACACUUCGACUCUGAAGAUGACUACCGCAGAGAUUGUCGAACCGUCAGUCAUUGUCAACAACAACAGUCCUAUUCAGGACUACGUUCACCCGGACGAUCAAACUAAACCUACUUUUGAAAGGAUAAAAUUGUUCGUUUGCUGGAGAUAGACUUUCCGAAAGUCCAUUUUGGCUAGGCUUUCUUAACUUUUCGUCUCUGGGAGGCUGAAGUCUUCUCUUAAGACUGUUUACAAUGAUUUCCGUUUACGAUCUGUCAAGUAAACGUGCUUUAGCUCGUAUGCAAUAUUACGUAUGUAACAUUUCCUGUGGCUUUCAGCCCCCAGAUGUUCAAAAAGUUGAUAACGUUAUUAAUAGCAGAAUUGUUUUCUUUAAAACUUAUGGAUCAUUGUAUAUACUUUUCUGGGAAACGGCUCGCCUACCCCUCCUCUAAGCUAACGUUAACACUUAGGAAAAACUGUUUGAAUGCAGAGGUCCACGCAACGCGUAGAUAUAACUGACUGGUUCCUCUUGCGAGAUCUCUAAUCAAAGAGAUGCUGUAGCCAGACGCCACUUAAAGUGUGAAAUAAAACAAAACUCAAUACAGGGCUGGCACCACGGCAGCCUUCCUCAGUGCCAGAAAUAGGCCCUGAGGAAGGCUACUUUUGUUAGCCGAAAUAUUGGCCUAUAAUAAAUCAGCCCUUUGCCGUAGUGCCAGCCCUGGAUUGAGUUUUGUUUUAUUAACACUUACCUCUCACUUAGGUAAAAAUGUUGGCUUAAGGGAGGAGUAGGUGGGCAGUUUUCCAGAAACUUCAACUGGACAGGGAUUUAUCAGGUGGAUAGCGCCAUCAAGCUUUUGAACAACUAGGGCCUGGUUUAUAUUUUUUUCAGAAAAAGAAAGGGUCUUAACGUAAAGUUCUUCUCUUUUUCUUUUUUGAAGGUGACAAAACCAGAAGUACAGGUUUGUGAAUCUUUUCUUAGCAUGCUUCUAAAGCACUAGCCUAAGUGAUCUCUUGUCUGACGAGGGACUGACACUAAAAAUGUCACUUUUUGAAUUUUCUUACUGCGUCAAAAGAGGCACUUGCUAAGUACAAUAUGCUAUCCUUAGAUUGCUACCAUGGCAUUGGCGUUGGAUAUCGUGGUGAAGUGAAUAUAACUCGAUCAGGCCGUUCUUGUCAGCGGUGGAUUUCUCAAUGCCCUCAUCGUCAUCUGCGGAUUCCUGAAGAUGUUGUUGAUGGUCAGAAUGACUCCAACAUGUGUCGUAACCCAGAUGCUAGUGCCCCGGAUGGACCUUGGUGCUAUACCACUGACCCUAAGGUUCGAUGGGAGUACUGCAACAUAUCCCGCUGCCCUCCAAGAGGUACUUUUUAGGUUUUGUUUUUGCAAAAUCUUCCUUUCCUCGCUCCCUCCCAGCUCAAUAUCCAUGCUUUCCAAAGAGGCAUAUUUGAUUCCUUUACACAAAAAGAUAUACUUUCCAAUAGACUGAUCUGUAAAGUAUAAUUAUUUUCCUUCUUCGUUGGUUUACUCCUCCCUUUUUUUCCUUUCAUCCUGUUUGUUCCCCCCUUCUUCUUCCUUCCUCCCCCCCCUUUUUCCCUCCUUCCUUCCUCCUUCUUUUCUUCCCCCCCUCCUUGCCUUCCUUCUUCCUUUCCCCCUCCCUUCCUUCCUUCAUUCCUUUCUCCCCCUUUCCCUUCCUUCCUUCUUCCUUGAUCCCUCGUUCCCUUCUUCCUUCCUCCAUUCCUUUCUCCCCCCCCCUUCUCUUCCUUCUUCCUUCGUUCCCUUUUUUCUUCCUUCCUUCCUUCCUCUGUUCCCCCUCCCUGUAUUCCCCUCUUUCUUUCCUAGCUUCCUCCUUCCUUCAUCUUUCGUUCCCUCCUUCCUUCCUUCGUUUCUUCUUUCCUUCUGUUACGCAGGUAAUCUUUUAGAGGACGGGUAGCUUGCAAACCAAACUGAAGGCAGGGUUGGCGGAACAGCAACAAGAAGAUAUAUUCCAAAAAUGAACGUAGUUUCCACGAAGUAAAACUCCACAACAGCACGUAACUUGAUAAACUUACACGGCCUCCGCCAACUUUAAUUAACUUGAUAAACUUACACGGCCUCCGCCAACUUGAAUAAACACUGCUUUCGUCACACUUGACUAAACACGACUAACGCCAAACUCUCUCCGCUUGUGAAAACUAGUUAAAACUUAACUCGGACUAGCCUACUUAUAUAUACUUUCACAAUAAGAUUCUAGAACUUUCCUACAAUUUUUCGUAACACCUUCCUUCCUUCUUCCCUCCUCCCUCUUCUCCUUCUUCUUCCUUCCACCUUUCCUUCUUCCCUUCCUCCCUCCCUUUUUCUCCUAUUUUUGUGCAAUUGAGUGUUUGUGAAAAUUUCCACUCACCAGUUCCAUCUGAUGGCCCGAGUUUCGUAAGAGGAUACCCUCUCAACUCAACUGCAAUUCACAUAUCCUGGGAACGUAUCCCUUCAACCUCUCACAAUGGAAAGCUCCUGGGAUACCGCAUAAGAUACGGACGCAAUGGAUUCCAGUUAUAUACUGAAAAGAAUGUUACUAGUAACAGCACAGAAGUUGUGAUCAGCAGACUUGACUUCCAAACUUCGUAUGAAAUUAAAGUAAAUGGCUUUAACGAAGUUGGUCACGGACCACCUGGAAACCUCAUUACUGUACAAACCUUGCAAAAUGGUAAGUAAAUGCAAUCCCACUCAACGCUCUUCCAUUAAUUGUUCUGUAAUUAAUUUUAAUUAUUAGUUAUUGCAAUAUUCUUGAAGUAGAGGAAUGGGUGUAGCCCAAUUUAUAUAUACUGCCAUUGUACACUCUGUGAACUUGAAUGAUAUUAAGUUUUUAAAGUGAAUAACCUAAUUAUCAAGUAGUGUUUCUGGAGAGGUGCUUUUCAAUUUUUAGUGAUAAAGAACAUCGGAGAGUGACUCUGACAUCGCAUACAUGCUUUCAUUAGCUUCGCUCCUGACCAUAGGUGAAAGAUGUUGAAGUUCCAUUUUCAAGACUGAAUAAUUUUUCUGUCUUUUUAGGUAGCAUUGUGGUUGAUAUAAACUUUGAGCUAGUGAUCAACGCUGGUUUUCAUAGUGAUCUACUUAAUAGAAGUAGCGAAAAGUUCAUAGUGAUGGAAAAGAAUAUUAUCUCGAAGGUAAGCAAGGGUUAUUUGGCAGUUGAUUUGGGAUUUCGCCAUCGUUUAGCCUGGUUUUAGGCGCGCUUUUAUGAACACUUAACUGCCUUGCGCCCAUCCUUGUGUUUUGGUUUGAUAAAAGUAAUAAGGCUACUGUUGCGUUGCAGAUUAAUAUCCACUUCAAUGAAUCCUCCUUAUUCAAGAUUUACGAAGUCAGAGUUUUGAGCUUCAGGUAGUAUUUCUCUCAGUCUUACCAGUCAAUAUAUAUUUUGCUGGUUCUAAAGGUUCACCGCAGCCAAAAGCUUUUUGUGGCGUCAUUCAUGUGCUCUUCUUUUUUAGUUUAACUUCAUGUCAUCUUCGGACGAAGACGAAGAAAACUUCCUUAGCACUGUGUCAUAUAUUGGAAAUGUUUGGCUAGAAAUUUUAAUGGUGACAACUAUUGCCAAAGACUUGGAUUUUGAAAAGUGGCUCGGCUUGAGCGAAAAAUUGUUUUACGAACAGAAAUCUGUCACUGUCCUAUGCACAUACUAAUGGGUGUGUUUGGGUUAUGUUAUGUUCUCUGUGACCGAACUAGUCUUACCAAGACCAAAACGGGAUAAAUUAUGAACGUCAUCUGCUAGUUACGAUUAAUCGUUUUUUUUUUCCAAUUCUCUCUUCUGACUUACCAGUCGUGGAAGCAUAAACGCCCAGAUGUUGGCUUUAUCCGUAGUAAAUGAACAUACUUCAAAAGCUGAGGCUUUGACUCGUUUUAUAGAAGGAUUUGAUACCUCGUUUAAAGACACUUUGGGUGUGUCCGCUCUUAUUGUUGCAGGUAAGAUACUUCGUUGACUCUAAGGAGCUGUCCACACUUAAUGCUGGGAACCAGUGCCUGGGUACCGACAAAAAAUAGUGUUGUGUUCACACCUUCAGUACCCGAUAUGUGACUAUGUACGUAGCUCUGUCAGACGCCAUUUUGAAACAUGAGCUUAGCAGCGAGAACUAACCAGUGGACUGCCCGGAGCUCAUACAAAAACCGUGUGCACACUGGGACCCGGUGUCUACUUCUGCGCCCGAGUACUAGGUCGCGACCUGGUACUCGGGUACGCGCACGGUGCACGAAUUCUAGCGUGGGUACUUGAAAAAAGGGUGUGUUCACAUUAGUGCCCAGCGAGUAGCGUACUCGGGCAUCGUGCCCAGACACCGAGUGUGAACGUUGCCUAAGAAGACAAAGUCCCUGUUGUUGCUGAUUUAAGGUUCAGUUCUAAGAAAACAUAUUUUUGUAUGCGGUUAUCUGAUUUUCUAAAUUUCAUAUUUUUGUUUUACUUUUCAAUAAGAGAAACCACCACCGCCUGGAAAUUUAAAGGUAAUUAACGUACAGACACGUUACAUUGUAAUAACGUGGGAGAAACCAAAAUAUGGAAGUGAUUUCCACAUUCAAAACUACUCAGUCGAGCACAGAAAAGUAGGCUCCAAAAGCUUCACCAAGGUGGCAGCCUUGCCCUAUUCACAGACUGGAAUGGUUAUGGAGGACUUAGAACCAGCCACUGAAUACAUAAUCAGAUUGUCGAGCAUCAACAAAUAUGGGACAUCCGAUGGUGUACUCUUGACGCAAAACACACGAAAAGGUACUGGAAUUUUGCUCUUUUUGUGCUGUAGAUAUGUAUUUGCAUGAGAGCAUGUAAACAUGGUUGUGACGGCAAGAUGUUUUGCUUUUCGCGUGCUAAUCACGCAAGCACGAAUUUGAAAAAGUUUUUUGGUUGAAAACUCGACAAGUUUACUUUAUUUACCCAUUCCCUUGUCGGAUGAAACUUGGAAAAUCUUUACAAACAUGCUGUGUCAAUUUUUUUUUUCGCUUACGCUGACAUUUUAAGCAAAUCCGUAUUUUGGAAUGCGUCUUUUUUGCAAAACAAGAACUGAUUACGCUUGCAAAACUUCGCGACUGGUAAGAAUUUCUCUAUUAAUCAGUGCCAUCACAAAGAGUUUCGCGUUUUCUCUCGGGAAAGUUAAUUAAUUUUAUAAAAGCAAAAGAAAACUUUUUUCUCCCAACCCCUCUCGUGUUUAUAUCAGGCUAUGCAAACAUGCACGGAAAACGUUUUCUAUUGUUUAAAUGUAAAUAUUGUUAAUGAAACUAGCCUUAGUACAGCAGCCCCCUUGAGGGGACGGGACGAGUGUACACUGUAUAGGGCGAAACUUAAGGGGUUUUGAUGGUUGCCAGCUGGCUACUCCCUCGCACGCUCAUCAGAAAAGUAAAAAUUUAGUUUCAGAUUGUGCACAUGCGUAAAUGUGUGUGUAGAGUGUAAAUGUUUGCCAUCUUUUUAAACAAGCGUGGCCUCGAGGACCGCAAAUACGUCCAUUUUCUUUCUCCAAAGACCAUUUUCGUCACAUAGUGUACUAAAUGGGUAGUACACUUUCUUUAACUACUUCCACAGUGUCUCAUUCAUUUACCAGAAACAUUUCUUACAAUGCGACAAAAACCUUGAUUAAUUCAGGUUUCCAUAUUAUUGUGUCUAACUUGCAGAUGCAUUUAUUAAGAACUUGAUCCUCACAAUUGUGCUUCCUUUGAGUUUGGCUUUCUUAUUCAUCGUCACCGUGUGCCUGAUUUUUCGGCCAUGUUGCCAAACAAAAACGAGAGAAUAUGGAAAGGUAAGAAGGAUGAUGAUAAACAUUUAGUUGCCUUAAAUGCAAUCUGUUAUCUUCAAAGGUUAACCCUUAAAGCCCCAAUAUUCACAUAAACAUUUACAAGACUGAUCUUCAUACCGGAAUUGUGAGCCACGGAAUUUAUCAAAGCAUUUUCUCUUGGGUAAUCAGCGAGCAGGGAAGGGUGUAUUCGCGACAGUUUCAAUUUAUUCCUGUGAAUGUCUUAACCUUCCACUUUUGAACAAACAAGCAGUGUAAUGUAAGCGAAAAUUUCUGCUCUAGAUUGUGUUAGGGAAGCGCGGCAAUUGGAUUGAACUUCCCAGAUCAGCUGUCGAGUUCAAGGAGAAGUUAGGUGAAGGGGCAUUUGCAGAAGUUUUCAAGGGCGAGGUCACGAUCAGCGGGAAAUUUAGGAACUGUGCUAUAAAGAAACUUAAAGGUAAUCUCUGGUAAACUUUUUGUUGCUUUUUUUGUUACAAUUGGGGAAUAGACAGCGUAUUGUCACAUAACCCAUUUAUACUGCAUAAUAGAACAUAGUUUCCUUUUUUCACCACUGCCUCAAUUACUUACUUCAUGUCUAACUAAUAACUUAUAGGUCUGGCCCGAGUUGUUCAAACGUUGGAUAGCGCUAUCCAGCGGAUAAAUGUUGGAGAAACUAAUUGCGCUAUCCAGUGGAUAGAGAUUUAUCGAGCGGAUACCGUUAUCCACCUUUUGAACAAUUGGGGCCUGAUCUAACCGUACUUGGGAUAUUUGUAUCAUUGCUUAGUAAAUAUAACGCGAUAUUAUUUGGGCAUUAAAAACUUAAUAUUCUGACUCGUAACAGCAGCAAAAGUGUUUUUUUUAAUUUUUAGAGAAUGCUACAGAGAAAGAAAAACGUGACCUGAGGAAUGAGCUGGAGAUAAUGGCUACAGUUGGUGAACAUCCCAAUGUUAUAAAUCUUAUAGCAGCUUGUACAGAGACAGGUAUUUCUCAAUUUAAUUUUAAACCUGGACAUCGUUGUAAAUUCAUCAAGUUUUAUGAGCAUAUAGCCACGCUUAAUUUCGUCAUGGCCAAACAUGAACUUUAAACUUGCUUAUGGUGAUCUGUUCCUUAAUCAAGCUACAAGCAAACAGACGUAACAAUUCCAAUAGACCUUUUUACCGAUACGCUGGCCAUAUUGAGCACAUUUCGUUUGUAUUUUCGAGCGCUUUUCGGGACAUUUUUUCUUAGAAUAAGAUUGUAAUAAUGGAUUGUAGUAAUGGAUUGUAAUAAUGAUCGCCUUUUUCUAGUUUAGUAUUAGAAAUAUGGUCUUUCAGUGUAUAUUUCUCGAGGAAAAGGCGAUCAUUAUUACAUCGAAACACGGCACAAGGAUCUUUUUCCCCAUUACAAUCUUAUUCUAAGAAAACUUUAAGAAAAAAUGUCCCGAAAAGCGCUCGAAAAUACAAACGAAAUGUGCUCAUGCCCCCUGGGCAUCCGAUGAUACUCCUCAAAUCGAAUUAGUUCAACAUGGCCGCCGUAUCGGUAAAAAGGUCUAUUCCCAACAUUGUCGCCCAACAAUGUUGAGAGUUGUUGCGUCCAUUUGCACGUAGCUAAAAGUUUGACCGGCUUCAAACUGCACAACGACUCCAAACAACACUUAACAACAUGCACCAACAUUCAAUGGGAUUUGUUGGCCAAAAAUGUUGAAUGUUGUGUCCUUCUGCUCGGGGCUUUACGUACAAUUACUGCAUAGAAAGAAAAUCUGUGAGAAUGGGGCUAUAUCGACACGAAAUAUGAUGUGACUAAAAAUAUUAUAUCUUCAACUCUACUAUCUUUUUUUUUUAUAUAUUAUCCAUUUCUGUAUGCGUAGUUUAUCUGCACAUCAUUAAUGAGUCUUCUUUAGGCUUCCUUUUAGGUUUGAACGUUGGAUUAGGGGAGGGGUAGGUGGGGAGUUUAACAGAAUCAUAUACUGAUCCAAGUUGGAUUGUGAUGGUAUACCGUGUUUAAAAAUUAAGCUAUGUACUUUCUUUCAAACAGAACCGACAUUGGUUGUCGUACGCCUGGCGGAAAAUGGCUGCCUGUUAAAUUAUCUACAGAGAAGCAGAGAAAAUCUUUACGUGAAUGUAAACAAACCGAAAAUAAGCUUCACAUCAAGUGAAAGAACAAGGAUCGCAAGAGAUAUUGCAAAUGGAAUGCUGCAUCUGUCAAACAAAAAGGUAAGAGGCUCUACGAGCAAGAAAUAAUAAAGGCCACAGUUAGGGUCGAUUUUGUUUUGGUGGCAUUGAUGAUAAGGACUCUUCGACCUUAAGUGCUGUGUAGAUUGGAUUUCAAUAUCGGUCAGGUGCUUAAAAUUUAUUUAUUUAUUUAUUCCUACUGAGUUCAGCUGCAGCCAUUACUUGAAAUCAUGCUCUGCUCUGAUUGGCUAAGAGUCUUUGCCGCGAAAGUUUAUCUAUAGACCGUUUUCACAUGAUGUCACGUGGGCCACGUCCUAAAACAAUAAAACGGUGGUCAUGUUGGUUUUUCAAUUCCCACCCCGGUGGAAAUUGAACCUUUUUCUUUUGUAUAUUUUUUUAAUUUCAAUAAAUCUUUAUAACUGCCUGGGCAAGCGAAUGAAAACGUUUAAUACUGACCCGGACUUUCGAAGGCGUUCUGAGCUAAGAUCUCUCGUAAGCAUAGUGUCUGAACAAUAUCCCACCGUCACGCUGCAAUACUAUAUGCAGUCAACAACUCCCUACAUGCCGAUACCCAAUAAUACGGACAGCAGCUAAAUCCCAGGCAAAAAUAUAUUACAGACGUUUGACUGAAAUAAAGUCCCACUAUUACCGACUCUCGAUGACGAGGACACUGACUCGAGGUCACUCCCUACAGUGUCCGCUACAGGGAUACAUCUUAGAUCAAGAUUAGUCUCGUAAAUAAGGAUCAGUUAUUUAGUACAUGAGAAAUAGAUGCAAUGACUUCAAGCGGCUUCUGGAAUGGCUUAUUUUUUGUCUUUGCAGUGCGUUCAUCGUGACCUUGCAGCUCGAAAUGUCCUUUUCGACGAAAAUUUCGUGGCCAUGAUAUCUGACUUUGGUUUGUCACGUGAUGUAUACGAAAGUGGUGAAUACGAAACGUUGUCUGGGGUACGUAAUUAAAACAUAUUUGCGCAUUAGGUUACAAAGAUGUAUCACUAUUGGUUAUGGUAAUAACUGAGUCAUUUUGAUUCCCGCGCCCUGUUUCUGUGAGUAUAGAGCAUGGACACGCGUACGAUGAAAUGUUGUCGCAAUUGUCGGUAAUAUGGCGCGCCAUUUUCCAAGGAAACUCACUGGAAAUGGAAGCAUAACAUUUUCAUUGCAGCAAGUGGUGUCUCUGCAAAGAUUUGACUGAUAUUGGGAGUCAUUUCUAUGGUCUAUAUCAGCACAGAAAAAAUUAAAUUGUUGUCUUUUUAAGUACUCUUCUCUGUGUUAAUUUAUCCACAUAAUCUCUAGUCACUGUCAACUCAGUGCCAUCUAUUUCAAAACAAACUGUUUUUUUUUUGUCUGCCACUUCUUCAACCACUAUCUGGGUGUUAACCGUCAAGACAUUUUGUCAGGUGCUAAAUUGUCGAAAGUGCAUUCAUGCAACACAAUCGAGCACUGUUGGCUUCAAUUAUUGUCUACUUUACAUCUCACGGGGCUAAGCGGACUCCCUGUUUAUAGCGGCUAAUUAUUUGAUCAAACAAGGUCACACAUUCACCUUGAUUCCUUCUUCUUGUUAUUAUUUCAGGGCAUGUUGCCAGUACGUUGGAUGGCUCUUGAAUCCUUAGAACAUUACACCUACAACACAAAGACAGACGUGUAAGUUCAACAAACUUAAACUUUCAACAUGGAAAAACCCUCACUUUAAAUUAGCGAAAGUAACUUUAAUGAAGAUGAGUGACAAAAAGGCUUUCUAUUUUAGGUGGUCAUUUGGCAUAGUAUUAUGGGAAAUUGAAUCUCGAGGUAAGUUCUUUAAUCACAGGAUUUUCUCGGGACACGAAUAUGCACAACCAUCCUUGAGAGAAAUGGGGAAUCACUCGUCUGAUAUAGUUUCUUUUCGUACCUUUUAAUUUAGGUUUAAUGCCGUAUUCAGGAUUGGGAGGAAUGGAAGUUGUAGACUUUCUCAAGUCAGGACAGAGACUGAAACAACCUGAUGGCUGCCCGGAUAAGAUGUAUUAUUUUGAGUAAUUCAUUUCGUUUCAUGAAAGAUUUGAGUCACUUUUUGACUCGAAAGAGUCACUAAGCACAUGUUUUUUGCUUCAACAGCUUUGAGAUAAUGACCUCGUGUUGGCAUCCAGAGCCCUCAACACGCCCUUCAUUUAGCGAAAUAGUGACUUCGCUUGAAGAGGAAUUGACGGUAUCUUGAAUUUUUUUGCGUUAGGUGUGGGGAUGGGCAGUUUCCUUAGCUAGAUUCUCAGUUUAUAUUUGAGGAUUCCAGGGAUGAGGAUCUAGAUAAAAAAGUUUGAAUUGUGACAAAGUUUGGAGUAUGAUAAACGGCAGGGAACAUAGCGAAGUAAUUUUAAAAGCUUUCCAACACUAAAGCAGCUUGUUAUAGUAUGUUGUUGAGUUAGAAUUCUUGUUUAAUAAAAAAAGUAGUGGUGAAACAAAUGAUAGUAACGCCAGGUAGUUUUACAGUUUGUAAAUUAAGCUAUAAUUGAAAGUAACACGCCACGGCAAACCGCAAACGUGAAUUUGUACCUCGUGACCAAGGUUUCCUUUUUCUUGUUGUUAGCUGUUCAUUAUAUCUACACAAGUAUUAGUUCCACACCGGUUUUAUCCAUAAGAAUUGUUUUGGACUGUUUUUAUUUAGUACUUAUUUUCAAAUUGAAGAAUUUCUGAACUUGAAUCUGACGUUUGCCGUUGUAACAUUGAUUUUUACCAGGGUCUUCAGGAUCAGCACACUGAAAAUGAGCUUCCAUGAAUCAGACUGUAAUUAGAACGUGACGACCUAAUCCACUGACAAGAAUGGCCGCAGACGUUCCUUCUAUGUACCACCAAUCUGUAAAUGGACGGUUGUCGCGCACGACAAAACGUUCCCCCGCUCCUUUUUAAGAACCGUGGUACCGCACGGUGCAGGCCGAUGAAUGAAUCAUACACGUACCACAGUGAUGUAGACGAUUGCUA